Eurytemora carolleeae is the source of this 1568-nucleotide messenger RNA. RefSeq lists its product as uncharacterized. The record is from RefSeq and is a predicted model, not a curated record. NCBI's taxonomy places the organism in Eukaryota, Metazoa, Arthropoda, Copepoda, Calanoida, Temoridae.
AGGAUAGACUGUAUAUUGUGACAUGUGGUAAGGCUGGUUUCCAGAACAGUAGAAAGGAAAUUAGUGUCGUUCAUCUUAAGAUAAGUGAUGGUAGACAAAAGCUGAACGCUGUUUUAGAGGGUAGUCAGUACAAGCUUCAAGUACAGGUUUUGAAUCCUGACCCGGAGUUUGGAAUUCUUGUGAAGAAGUGUUUUGCAUUUGAUGAUUCUGAUACUUUCGUACAACUCGUAGACGACAGGGGUUGCAGAGCACAGAAAUUAAUCUCAGACUUUUCAUACGAUGAUUCCGCCAGCACAGCAGAGGCAGAUAUAUAUUCUAUGUUCAGGAUGCCCCACACUAACCGAACCUACUUCCAAUGCGACGUCGAGAUAUGCAGAGGUUCAUGUCCCCGACCCAGCUGUGAGCUGACCCGUCAGGAGAUUCAGUCAUCAGACGAUCCUUUCACAAGAACACAGGCGGAUGACACAGUUACCACCUCUACCUCUGUAUUUGUGGCGGAACCUGGAUCUAUCGGAGCUAUCGGGGCCGGGCUCUGUGGUAUCGGAGAUGUAAACCCGAACUGGUUAACCUACCUCUGCAUCGCUUUCGGGGUUCUUUUCGGGAUUAUGCUGCUGAUCAAUAUAUUCCUGUGCAGUGCAAUGACCUGCAGCUGUACCAAGACGGAGGUUAUUGAGAAGGAACCAAGUAUUUAUGAUGAUUACUCCGUGUAUGAGUCACAGUACGGAUACGCAAGUAAAGCGUACAACUCUGAAUCUGAUUACGGGAGUGAGUAUGGACUAGGAGAGGGAGAGGAACGACCCCGGCAGCAUGCUCCGUCAGAUGCAGGAACUCUUCGGAGCAAAUAUAGUCGGGCAGAUAAUAAUACUCUCUCCAGGAGUAGGCAGGGGUCUCAUGGAGGGAGCAGAUACCUUGAGUAGUUUCCAGCUUUUAAUCAUGCCUAGAGUAAUUGUCCUAAACAUUUUCUGAAGAAUUCCUGGAGUAAAUCCCUAACCUACUCCAAUGUGUAUCCGGAGUGAUUCGUCAACCUGGAGUAAAUCCUUAAUCCCUCUAUAAUAAACCCGGAGUCUGAUCAAAGUUUCAAGUAUACCUAUAGAAUAAAUCCUCAACCUUCUUCGCAGAUUUAUACGCGGAAUAAAUCCUCAUUCUACUCCGCAGCAAACCGGGAUUAAAUACCUAUUGAAUCCCUACCCUACUGGGAUUAAAUCCCUAAUAUGAGUUAAUACUGCCAGAAGAAUUUUGAAUGACAUGUGAAACAUAACUUACUAAACCCAAUAUGCCUAUAUAUCUAGGUUAAAAUACUGUUUAAUGUAUCAUAAAUCUGAACUGUUUUAACCCUAUUCAAAUCUAUUAAAAGAUCUCGGAAGUUUGCAGAAUUACAGAAUUCUAUGAUCCAAGGAAAGAAAUUGAAGAUUUUAAGUAGAGUGUGAUCAUAUGGUCUAAAAGAAGUGAAUAGAAAAUGUAAAAUCUCAUCAACCCUAACACAAAACAAAUACAAAAUCAAUGAUUAUGUAUAGUAAUAUUGCCUAACAGUGAAAUUAAUAAAGAAAAUUUAAAACAUUAAAACCUAA